UGCAGCGCAUCCUCAUCCCCGGGAGCAGCUGCAAACAGUGGGAGACCGGGCACCUUCCAGCAUGAAGGAGGGGACCCCCGGAUCAUGGCACUGAAGCCCCCACUGCUAUAGCCUGGCACCCCUAACUUCACCCCCAGCCCCCAGACAGGACAGCAGCAGGGGCUGCACCAGCAAGGUCCCCUAGUGUUUUAUUUGGGAAUUACCCCAGCUCUGCUUCCAUUUUUCUCCUGUGGGGUGGUAGUACCAAUCCAAGUGGCAGCCUUGAUGUGUGACCCAAUUGCAGAUGUAUGGCCGAUCCCACCAGCAGACUUUCUCCUCCGUGGAAUUUUAUAUUCAUUUAUAUGAAUGUGUCUAACACUUCAGGGAGACGCACAGAAGAAAUUCCCCAUUUCUAGGACUAUGCAGAGAACAGAAUGGUGUCAGCCAAGGAGACAGAUAUGUACGACACCAUCUUGGAAACUAACGAUGGAUCCACCUCAGAUGUCGGCUGGUACUUCCCUUACCCACUGGGCUUCCAGGUCUCCCUUACCAGCUUCCUCAUGCUGGAGAUUGUGUUGGGUUUUAGCAGCAACUUGACAGUACUUGUUCUCUACUGUAUGCAGUCAAACCUGGUGGACUCCGUCAGUAACAUGGUGACCAUGAACCUCCAUGUCCUGGAUAUCAUCAUCUGUGUGAUCUGUGUCCCACUGACCAUAGUCAUCAUCCUGAUUCCGCUGGAGCAGAACAUUGCUCUGGUUUGUUGCUUCCACGAGGCAUGUGUCACUUUUAGUAGCAUUGCUACAGCCAUCAAUGUCUUGGUGAUCAGUUUGGACAGGUACGACAUCUCAGUGAGACCAGCUAACCGGGUUCUUACCCCAAGUCGGAUGGUGCUGCUCCUCUCCUGCGUCUGGUUUGUGUCCCUCAUGGUUUUCUUCAUUCCUUUCUUUGAAGUGGAAUUUUUUGGUGACCCGGAUCACAUGGCAACUUGGCAAAACCGGACUUUGCUCUGUGUCAGCGUCAACGAGUACCACACGGAGCUUGGCAUGUACUAUCAUUUGGUCAUUCAGAUUCCCAUCUUCUUUGCUGCGGUGGCUGUUAUGCUGGUUACCUACUCUAAAAUCCUCCAGGCCCUCAACAUUAGGAUUGGAAACCAUUUUAAGAGGAGCCAACGUCGGAAAACCAAGAAGAGAAAAAAGAGGAAAUCAUCAGACCAAAGCACUAUGGGGGAGACCAAAAGACUGGCCCCUCCACCGGUGAUACAAAACCCACCCAUGAGGGUCCAGGCUUCCGUCUCUGUCAUCAUUGCCUUGAGACGGGCAGUGAAACGUCACCGGGACCGUAGAGAACGCCAAAGGCGUGUCUUCAGGAUGUCUCUUAUCAUCAUCACAACAUUCUUACUCUGCUGGGCUCCAAUUUCUAUUGUGAACCUUCUUAUCCUCUGUCUUGGGCCCAGUGACCUUCUGGUGAAGUUACGUAUCUGCUUCAUUACCAUGGCCUAUGGCACAACCAUCUUUCAUCCUCUCGUGUAUGCUUUCACGCGGCAAAAAUUCCGCAAUGUCUUGAAAAAUAAGAUGAAGAAGAGGGUUGUCUCCGUGUUGCAAGUCGAUCCGACUCCCGGUGGAACUGUUAUACAUAAUUCUUGGAUUGAGCCCAAGAAAGCCAAGAAAUCUAAGUUAGAGUGCAGUGAUGGGACUGACCGAUGUCUGACAGAUGCCGUGAAGGACUGAUCCAGUGUUUCGGAGUUGGUCAAAAAUGGACACAUCUUAUGGCAGUGAGAUAUCAGCACACGCAUUUCAUUGGAUUUCAAAAAUAAAGGGCCUCUCGGGAGCAACAUACAGUAUUGCCCUUGAAUAUAUCCAAGAAAAGCACUGCCAUCUUACCUCCGUGGCCUGACUCGCCACAAGUCCAUUCAGCCCAUCCAGUCCAGGAUGGAUUAAUCCAGGUGAUGCUGUUCCUUCUAUCUAAGGCCAGGAGCAGCAAGUUCCACAUCAUUCUAGCAUCAGCCUUCAUGACUUUUAUGGGACUACUUACGUUUUUUAUGAGGAUAGUGAGUAGUAUCGCAUGCAUUGACCUUCCAUAAAUCAUACUGGAUAUCUGUCAGCAGCUCUAUUAUACCAUAGGAAUAAUAGACAUAAAGAAAACGUAAAGAGAAUAUAAAUAUCUAAUGGGGGAAAAAACACUGUAUUUUUAUACAAAGAAUAGAAUUGGUUUUAACUCAUUCUAAACCACAGCCAUGAAUUGUAAAUUUUGAAUUAUCUAAAAAAAACAACAUUUUUUUUAAGUUGAAAUUUUAAAAAAUUCAUAGGGUGUGGUGUCAAAUAUUCAGUCUUCAAAAAUGACUCUGGGGACACUUUAGUCAAUGUGCGUUAGUUUGCACAAAUUUUAACUCCACUAAUAAUAUUAAAUGUAUUCUUCCACUUUUCUUAAAAAAAAAAAAAAGAAGAAAAAAAUUUACAAAAAAUUACCUUUAUAAUGUGUAAACUUCCAUUUUUAUUAAGGCAAAGAAAAAUGGAGAUGUCGCGAUGGGCGCCGCCAAUAGGCGCAAACUCUAAAAUAGUAAAUAGUUUGCUGUUCCUGUUUGUUGCAUUUACGUGGUUUGUCCGGCUUGUCAGAUCAUUAAAGCACAAUUGGAUGUAUGUCUUGGCAAUAGGAUACCAUAAUCAACGCAAAAAAAAAAACAAUGCAAAGAGUCUCGAGCUACUAUCAACAAAGGCUUGAGGUUCUCAUGUCAGCGAUACUGAAAGUGGACGUCUCGCCGUGCGCAGCAGGGGUGGCCAUUUUAUGAGCUGGACCAAUAGUCAUGAUGGGAGCCCAUUCCCAUCGGUAACCAGAAUAGUAGUCAAGCCUGUUGAUUAUUAGCCAUAGAGUGCCUCGGUAAUGUCAAUGUUUUCAGACCACAAAAUGGCUGCCUCCACUGUGUCUCAGUAACUAUAGCCCU
Bufo bufo (common toad) is the source of this 2917-nucleotide messenger RNA. RefSeq names its product G-protein coupled receptor 22-like. The coding region runs from base 414 to 1706 and encodes 430 amino acids. Lineage: Eukaryota; Metazoa; Chordata; Amphibia; Anura; Bufonidae. The record is from RefSeq and is a predicted model, not a curated record. Gene Ontology annotation, molecular function: G protein-coupled receptor activity; peptide binding. Gene Ontology annotation, biological process: G protein-coupled receptor signaling pathway. Gene Ontology annotation, cellular component: membrane. The transcript is spliced from 3 exons.